AUGGAUACGAGUUGGAUUGAUUUACGAAAUGAUGAUCCGACUUUUUUUAAAGGUUGCAUGAAUUUCUUUGAGCUAGCUAAAGAGACUCUUAUAGAAGGAAAAACUCGAUAUCCAUGUAGUAAGUGCAAGUUGCGUAAAUGGUAUAGUGCGGAUGAUGUAGGGGGACAUAUUUUGUUUAACAGUUUUCAUAAGGAGUAUAGGAAUUGGAUCUUUCACCGUAAAAACGAUGAAACAAGUAAUACCCAAGGACCUCUUAGUAGCCAAGAAACUAUAGUAGGUCGAGACGAUAGUAAGGGCUUGCUAACUGAUGCAUUUAGUGUUAGCACACCAUCCACUUAUCAACCUCAAGAUCAAUCUUUUGAAGAACCACAUUUUGAGGAGGAAGUAUUAGGCGACAUGCAUGAGGAGGAUGAUUUCCCUUCUGAGGUAGAUACUGAACUUCCAUCCUUCAAUACCAAAGAAGAAGAAAUCAAAUAUAAAAGACUAAUUGAAGCUUCUGAUGAGGUGCUUUAUGAAGGGUGUACUACAUUUUCAAAGCUAUCAUUUCUUUUGCAUCUAUUUCAUCUUAAGUGUAUGUUCCAUUGGUCUGCCGAGUCAUUCAAAAAAUUGCUUGAACUUCUGAUAGAUGCAUUUCCUCAAAUAAUGGAAUCCUAUUAUGGGGGCAAAAAGGUAAUUAAGGAUUUGGGUCUAGGUUAUGAGAAAAUUAAUGCUUGUCCUAAUAAUUGCAUGUUGUAUUGGGGUGACUCACCAGAAAAAGAUAAGUGCCAAAUCUGUCAUACGUCCAGGUUAAAGAGAAUUUACAUGUCAUCAAAAACAAUAAAAGACAUGAGAUGGCACAAAGAUGAUCGUGACAAUGAUGGUAUGUUAAGGCACCCAACAGAUGCUUUGGCUUUGAAAAAAGUUGGUGAAAAAUAUCAUGAAUUCGCCGGAGAUCCUCGUAGUGUUAGAUUGGGUUUAGCAAGUGAUGUUUUUAACCCUUAUCGUCUAAUCAAUACCAAUCAUAGGAAAUGGCCGGUGGUCUUGAUUCCUUAUAAUCUACCGCCAUGGCUUUGUGUUGAUGCUUUUGAUGCUUAUAAUGGGAAAACUUUUAAGCUUCGAGCAGCCCUGCACUCUAGUAUUAGUGACUUUCCGGCAUAUGCCAUAUUUUUAGGUAAGAUUUGUUACCUCGGGUUUCGGAAAUGGUUACACGUUGAUCAUCCUUAUCGCAAUGAAGCUGCUUUAUUUGAUGGUAAACCGGAAUAUGGUAUUGCUCUAGUUCGUGAAAGUGGAUUAGAGGUCUUGAAGGAACAAGAAGGGAUCAUACAUUUUUACAGAAAGACUAACAUAUCUUCUAAGAAGAGUGGGAAAAAAAAAGAGGGAGAGGACAAGUUGAAUGUGUGUGACAAUCUAUUGCGAACUCUUUUAGACAUGGAUAAGAGGAGAGAUGAUGAAAAUGCUAGAAAAGCUCUUAAAGAGUUGGGGAUAAGGCCACAUAUUUGGCUACAACCUCAUGCAAAUAGAGUAUCGUACAUGCCUCCAGCUUCAUAUACCAUGUCUUUAACAGAGAAAGAUCGAUUUUUAAGAGUUCUGAAAAAGCUGAAAGUUCCUGACGGAUAUGGAUCAAACGUUCACAAUAUAGAUGAUAGUAGUAUACAAGGAAAGGUGAAAAGAGCUUUAGCACGUGGUCCAUCCAACCGUGUGAAAAGGGGGAAAGGUUUUCUAAUUAGUGGCUGUAAAUUUGAUGUCAUGGAUCGUGAACGACGUCGAAAGACACAAUAUUCAGGAAUUGUGGUUGAAGCUGAAGGGCAAGAGUACUUUGAGAAGCUGAAAGAAAUUUAUGAAUUGAAUUACUAUGGUUCCUACAAGGUUGUAAUGUUUCGUUGUGAUUGGGUAGACAUCCACAAGGGUUUAAAGACAAAUUUAAAUGGAAGUGUGUGUGUGAACUUCUCUAAGUUGAUGCAUACUAGUCGAUAUUUGUAUGACGAUCCAUUUGUUUUCUCAACUUAUGCAAAACAAGUAUUUUAUGUUGAGAAUAAGAUGCAAAAAGGAUGGUUUUAUGUUAUUAGAACCAAGCCUAGGGACUUGUUUGAAGUAGGCGGUGAUGGGCUUAAUUAG
This is a messenger RNA of Beta vulgaris subsp. vulgaris (sugar beet), 2094 nucleotides long. RefSeq lists its product as uncharacterized. The record is from RefSeq and is a predicted model, not a curated record. Bases 1 to 2094 code for a protein of 697 amino acids. The transcript has 6 exons. Lineage: Eukaryota; Viridiplantae; Streptophyta; Magnoliopsida; Caryophyllales; Amaranthaceae.